GAGUGUGUAAAGAAUCUAAAAUUACUUUGUGAUAUCUCAUUGAUAGCUUCUUUCAGCAGCUAUCCUCCUAUAAGCUUGAAUAAUUUUUUUUAAUUCCGUUUCUUUUAAAUUCAAGUAAAGUUAAAUAAGAUCCCAAACCAAUUACUGUACGUCACAUUUUUCUGCUCGCUUAUUUUUAUUUUAGAGGGAUCAUUGAUCGUAUGGGCUAUUUUUUCAAAACCUUUUGCAUUCAAUGAAUAAAAGUUAAAAAAGUAUAUAGGUGCUAUUUAUGCUGUGUCUCUGAACAGAAAACAUUCCGUGCCACGUCGAACACCUAUGAAGUUUCUCCAUUCAUUUCCUCCUAUUAUUUAUAGUAGGCAUUGUAGGAGUAUUGACGGUAUUGGUCGCAUGCAGGUCAUAGUUAUCACAAAUAAAAACAAACGUUUUACGAUGUUAAUUUUGGUGAUGUCCAUUACGCUAUUCUCUAUUUAAUCACCAUUAAAUAAUCACUCAUCAGGCACCUCCAUCAAUAAGGCAUGCAUUAGUAGGCAAUUAUAACGAGUAUUACGUCGAGUCAUUUCUAAGUUAUUCGUUUAACUCUCUUGUUCUUAUGUCAUUCGCAGGUAGAGUUGAAAUUGUGAGUUAAUUCUUCAGAGCAUGCGCACUGUCAGUGGUUUUAUAGUUGUAUUCACAUUGAGCUGUGCAUAGGGUGAAGUUGCCAAGAGAAUAUAUUCGUUGCGUACCAAACUAAAUAAAAAAUGGGCAAGAAUAAGAACGGUGGCAAGACUACGUUAAGGAAGUUGGCCGCGCAAAAUUCCGGUAUCAAAACUAAAGAUGGGUCAUCCGUACCCAAAUCUGCUCCCAGCGAAAAUAGGGGUGGACCUAACUCUCCUUCCACUGACGCGAGUAAGAACUCCCAGAACAAGAAAACACUCGCUGGUUCUACCACCGGUUCUUCAGACCCACCAGUUGUAAUACAGAACUCUGCAAGGGAAACCCCGAUAAGACCUGCUACGGUUAUUGCAAGCAAGACUCCUGCUAGUACUGCUCCGACCCUCCUAAGACCAAACCUGUCGAUUCCACCGACGAAAUCGACACUACCCCCUCCGCCGCCAGACCCAGUGUUCGUGCUGAGGGGAGCGGCGUCCCCCGUAACUUGUGUGCAGUUUAUCUCCCCGGCGUUGAGACUCAAUGAGUUGUCACCAUCGCAGUCGGAAGCGUUGAAUGCAACUUAUGGAUCCCCAGACACGGACCGAGGGAAGGACGAGGCUUCGUCGGCGAAGAGGUCCCAUGCCCCGCCGUUACUCAAACUCCCUCCGCCAGGGUUCCUUCAACCCACUACGCACAUCGCCGCGGGAAUGCAGAGUGGGCAGAUCUGCAUCUGGGACCUCAAGACAAAGGUACAAGUUGCAUGCUGGCAAGCGCACACCUAUGACUGUGCCGUGUUGGCGCUCAAGAGCGUGACUCCCACGAACCUCGUCUCCAUGGGGAGAAGAGACAGCCUGAAGCUAUGGCAUAUCGAUCUUUCCACCACCAACGAACUAGAGACCAACUCCUGUGAUCCCGCGGCUGACAAGGAGGACGGUUCUCCGAAGAAUAACCGUGUGGUGCCCAUAUGCAAGACUCAGAUUUCUCUGGGGGAUUACCUAGGGUUUGCAUCGUGUGACGUGUUCAAACAAUUGAACUGCAUUGUUGCUGCCAUGCCUGGGGGACCACAGGACGCCGUAAGCGUUUGGUCAGUGGAUGACCGCAUCAAGAUCUGCCAAUUGCGGGUCAACGAAACCACCAAAGUAGGGAGUGUCAUGCAACUCAAAUGGGUCGAAAAGAGGAACCGAGUGUCACUUUUGGUUGCCUACGAGAGUGGAGACCUUUGUCUUUGGGACUGGAGCAACAGAGAUCUCCACUCCAUUGCCUGCAUUAAAGGCACUCCUGUAUCUUUGGAGUACGACCAGAGUUUAGGCAGUGGGAUCCUUGGUACCACCGAAGACGGGAUUUUCAUAUUCAACAUCUCGAGUACCUUAGACCUGACCAUCGUAAGGGAGAUCUCUGUUACAAACGAGGGUCUUGGCUGCUGCAUUUCUCGACCGGACAGCAAGCUUUACGCCACUGGCGGCUGGGAUAACAGGAUUAGGAUUUUUUCGUGGCACAAACACAAGCCUCUGGCGGUUCUUGACUACCAUGCGAACAGUGUGUCUUGUCUGCAUUACUCGGCGAGCAGAGCUGUCAGCUCUGAUGGAGCUGGGCCAAUUAGUGCCGGGGCUGAACAUGUGCUUACUGCUGGAUCGUUGGAUGGAAGUGUUUCUCUUUGGAAGAUUUAUUAAGGUAAUCCCGAUGGUGACAUUUUUCGUGCAUUUCAAUUUUAAUACAAAGAGAAGUACCCAAUGAAUUCUGAACUGCAUGUAUCUGGGAGAAGAAAGCCUUCUAAUGCAUUUCUUUUUUCUCGAGUGAAAUAAUUGACCGUUUUGAAGCGACCUAUUUUUCACACAAAUCUGCUAAGUAUUUAAAUUUAAUAAGAUUGUUUUUUAAUUCUGGGAAUUUUUUUGAAGAUAAUGAGGAACAUCACACUUAUGCCAAUUUCCACAUGCGCUCUUCUCACAUCUAUUCUAACCCUGGUUGCAAUCUGUUCUGUGAACCGAAGCACUGUCGAAUUCGUUUUCUGUAUCUAGGAAUGCCAAGUACCCUUUCUUUAGUUCUCUCGGUAAAUUCAUUCCCGAAAGAUAUAUUUUUAUUCACUGUCACAUCUUGAUUCAUUCUGUUCCUCAUCUCACCUAGCCCUCUUAACUUUCCUACAACAUCGUAGCACGCACUAAUUUUUAUUAGCGCAGAAUACCUUCUUGCAAUACGCACUGACACAGCCUGUGAAAUCAUUCUGUAUUGCCUUAUCUUUAUCCUUCUCUCAUGACCUUCCAUUUAAUGCAAAAAUACUAGACUUCAAUUCCAGACGUCUGGCACACACUCGUUUGACCAGGUCUCAUUGAACUGACCAGUUCAUCUGUAUCCUACCGACUGGCUUACUUGCAGAUCUUGUGUUGACAUUAUUUCUUUUCAAAAAUGUGUUGUCUCGAGGUUAGCAAUUUCAAGUACUCACCUGUUCGGUUAUAACGUAUUUUUCACGGUCACAUGAGUGGAGACAAUAAAAUAAUAUUCACGAUAAAGGCAUUUAUU
Messenger RNA from Hyalella azteca, 3144 nucleotides. RefSeq names its product guanine nucleotide-binding protein subunit beta-like protein 1. Gene Ontology annotation, molecular function: protein binding. The transcript is spliced from 2 exons. The coding region runs from base 738 to 2300 and encodes 520 amino acids. NCBI's taxonomy places the organism in Eukaryota, Metazoa, Arthropoda, Malacostraca, Amphipoda, Hyalellidae. The record is from RefSeq and is a predicted model, not a curated record.